Molecule: messenger RNA, 702 nt
Organism: Homarus americanus (American lobster)
Lineage: Eukaryota; Metazoa; Arthropoda; Malacostraca; Decapoda; Nephropidae
Product: basic salivary proline-rich protein 4-like
Exons: 1
Coding region: 1-702 (233 amino acids)
Source: RefSeq, a predicted model, not a curated record
AUGCAGGGCUCCCCCAAUCAUACAGGAGCCCUCAGUCAUACAGGGCCUCCAGUCAUGCACAGGGCCCUCCAGUCCCAGUCAUACAGGGCCUCCAGUCAUGCAGGGGCCCCCAGUCCCAGGGGCCCCCCAAUCAUACAGGGCCCCCCAAUCAAUCAGUCACACAGGGCCUCCAGUCAUGCAGGGCCCCUCAGUCAUACAGAGCCCUCAGUCAUACAGGGCCCAGUCAUACAGGGCCCCCAAUCAUGGGGCAGGGGCCUCAGUCAUGCAGGGCCCUCAGUCAUCUGGGCCCCUCAGUCCACAGGGCCUCCAGUCAUGCAGGGCCCCCAGUCACAGAGCCCCCAGCCAGGGCCCUCCAGUCAUGCAGGGCCCCCAGCCAUAAGGGGCCUCCAGUCAUGCAGGGCCCCCAGCCAUACAGAGCCCCCAGUCAUACAGGGCCCCCAGUCAUACAGAGCCCCCAGCCACAGGGCCCUCAGUCAUGCAGGGCCCUCAGUCUCCCCCAGCAUGAGCCCCCAGCCAUCAGCCCAGCCCAGGGCCCCAGCCAUCCUGGCCCCAGAGGGGCCUCCAGAGCAGGGCCCCCAGCCAUACAGGGCCUCCAGUCAUACAGGGCCCCCAGCCAUACAGGGCCUCCAGUCAUGCAGGGCCCCCAGCCAUACAGGGCCUCCAGUCAUGCAGGGCCCAGUCAUAAUAGGCCCCCAACUCUGA